CCGAAUUUUAAUUGUGACUGGUUCGCGUUUUAGUGUGCACGUCAAAUCGUACGAUCGUUAUAAAUGUUCAAUUGUGCUUUAAGUGGGUGUAAAAUGGUUAUGGACCAUGAUGCUACCCGGUCAAUGGUGCAACAGAAAAGCCCCUUUAAACGUAGUCAACAUUGAUGAAAUUCCGGAAACUGAAGAGGUAGUUGAAGAUGACGACUUCACAACGCAUACGUUGGACAGACUGAGUUCUGCAGCUACGUGUCUCGUUGCCGGAGUCGAAUACACUCAUGGACAACAGAUAUACCGAGACGACCCGUGUGAAUUUUGCCUGUGCCUUGACGGAGAGAUGUUUUGCUGGUGGCAAGACUGUCCGCCAACAUUAGAGGGUCCGUGUCGCGAUCGCCUGCCUUUCAGUCCUUGCGCGAAUGGACCCAGAACCAGCGCCUCUCCUAGAGUGUAUAAAGUGCCGUUGACUACGCAAAAAGCGUCUUCCUCGAAAGUUCCCAAUUCCGUAACGACGGAGACAAUACAUCCGGAAUCGACUAAUCCAACCUCUGGUGUAACGGAUACGAUCCCAACGACGUCGAGUGUGAAUCGAACUCCUAAAGUUUGCAUUGUAAUGGGUAAAGAAUACGCAAUUGGGGCAAGUUUACCGCACGACACAGGCAACUGCGUUGAGUGCAUUUGUGGAGCGGGGGCGCAAGUAACAUGCUCACCUCACCAAUGCGCGCCAGCCGGUGACGACAUAAACGACUAUCGUCCCCCAGGACCACGACCACUAUUAACAGAUACAUUUUAAUAACACACCCUUACAUCCACUACCCAAUUACCUUUUUUGGCAAUUAUCAUCAAAAUUUCUCAACCAUAUCAAGACCCAUAUCUUAAUUUACCUCCAUUUCGACUCAUACGAAAUACCCCACAUAAUGCCUAAUAAAUAAUAAUAAUAAUCAAAUGUGUGUGUAAAACAAUACCAAAAACUUUUAUAGUCAUUUUAUAUGUAGAAUAUCAAUGUGAUGUACGACCAAAAAAAAAAUUUAAAAAACCCACAAUCACACCGUUAUUUAGAGAUUGUUAUUUCUGAAUGUGCGCGUUCUUUAUUUUUAGAGAAAAACAAAUAAUCCCGUAUUCUUCCCAAAAAAAAGAACGUUUCUGUGAUCGGAUUGCCAGAGUUUUGAAUAAUGAUCACUUUUUUCUGACAGACUUAGAACGUAACGACAAGCAGAAAUAAUAAGAGUAGUGUGAAUAAGACUUUGACGAUAUUUAGUGAUUAAGUAUGUUAGGGAAAAUAGAUAGGAAAUUAGAACUAUUGUAUGUAGUGUAAACUGGCGUGUUCAUUAUUAAUGGCACGUACACAGCUUUUAAUUAUUUACUGCGGUAGUUUAUAUGAAAAUUUAAUUUUUCACUGCCUUUUUCGUACCCCAGUUUUUAAUUUCACUGUGUAUGUCAAGUCGCUUACACUUUUUACAUUGAAGGCCUAAGUUAAGGGAGUGAAACGUUAAAUUGUCGUAUACAUAGGGUACAUGUAAACUGAACAGUAUUAUUAAUUAAUUAUGUAGUACACUUAAUUGUUGAUUAUUGUAAAUUUUAUUCCUAUUGUAUGUACCAAAUAAAUACAGAUAUUUG
This is a messenger RNA of Photinus pyralis (common eastern firefly), 1611 nucleotides long. Its product is annotated as kielin/chordin-like protein. NCBI's taxonomy places the organism in Eukaryota, Metazoa, Arthropoda, Insecta, Coleoptera, Lampyridae. The transcript has 5 exons. Bases 107 to 787 code for a protein of 226 amino acids. The record is from RefSeq and is a predicted model, not a curated record.